AUGCACAGCGAGACGAGUGUGUUGCUAUGUCUCGUGUGCAUCUUGGGUUUCCUGAGAACCCCGGAAGCAUGGGCCAAGGGCGAAGAGCCGUUGGUCUUGGGUUGUGGGCUGGCCGACGGUGGCGGCAAGGAUGCCGAUGGAAGGCAAUGGGAGGCAGAUACUAAGUACUUGUCGGGAGGUGAUUCAACAACGUUCAAAGCAUUGUACCAAGACCCUUCGGUCAUGUCCGAGAUUCCAUACAUGUGGGCACGAGUUUUCACCUCAGUGGCAACGUAUAAAUUCCCAGUUCUACCCGACAAGCGUUAUUGGCUUCGCCUCCACUUUUACCCCUCCGUUUAUGGUUCCUAUAAUCCGAGCAAUUCAUAUUUCUCCGUAACGGCCAACGGGGUUACGCUUUUGAGCAACUUCAGCGCUUCUAUUACUUGUCAGGCCCUGUCUCAAGCUUACAUUGACAGAGAGUAUUCCCUUGCCCCUUUGAAUUCAGAUACUCUCACGGUUACUUUUAAGCCAUCAGACAAGUACGAUCAAGCUUUUGCUUUUGUUAACGGGAUCGAGGUGAUUCAAAUGCCAGAUUUGUUUGAUUCAGCCAUUUUAGUUGGGCAUUCCGAACAAACCGUUGAUGCAAAAAGCACGAAUUUGCAGACAAUGUUUAGGCUCAAUGUUGGUGGGCAAUAUAUACCGCCACUCCAAGAUUCUAAUCUUACAAGGACAUGGUACGAUGAUACGCCUUAUUUAUAUGGCGCAUCAGUUGGGGACACCAGUCAAGCUGCUGACGAUGUCACUAUCGACUACCAAACCAUGCCACAUUACAUUGCUCCUCCCAGUGUCUACUCUACGUCAAGAUCGAUGGGGAACGAUCAGAACGUGAACAUGGGAUAUAACCUCACCUGGACAUUCCAAAUUGAUCCAAAUUUCAUGUACCUCGUGAGGUUUCACUUCUGUGAUUAUUAUUUUUCUAGAGUGAACGAGAUAGUUUUCGAUAUCUACGUGAACAAUCAAACGGCACAGGCCGAAGCAGAUGUAAUAGCGUGGACAGGGGGAAAAGGAGUGCCAACGUACAAGGACUAUGUGGUGAUUGUGCAAGAUGGGCAGGGCAGCGAGCAAUUAUGGAUCGCUCUGCAUCCAUCGCCCGAAACAAAGCCUGAGUACUAUGAUGCAAUAUUGAGUGGGGUAGAGAUAUUCAAGAUCAAUGGCACAGCCUUGGCUGGGCCAAAUCCUCAACCGUCAGAUAUGCUGGUGAAGAGUAAGCAAAAAUCGCAGACUUUUAACACACCCAGAAGCAGUCACAAAAAGACCGUAUUAUUAAGUGCCGGAGGAGCCGCGGGAGUUGCAUUCUUAGCUGCAAUAUGCAUUGUUGUGUACCAGAAGAAGAAGAGAGCGCCGGGAUCAGAUUCACAUACAUCAUGGCCACCAAUCUAUGGGAAUUCCCAUUCAAAUGGCAGUAGAUCCACGAUGUCAGGGAAAAGCUAUGCUGGAAGCAACAUAUCGGCCAUGGCUCAGGGUCUUUGUCGCUAUUUUUCCCUGCAGGAAAUCAAGCAAGCGACCAAGAAUUUCGACGAGUCUAAUGUCAUUGGGGUUGGAGGAUUUGGGAAGGUUUAUAAGGGUGUUAUAGACAACGGGAUGAAAGUGGCCAUUAAAAGGUCGAAUCCACAAUCAGAACAGGGAGUGAAUGAGUUCCAGACUGAAAUUGAGAUGCUUUCGAAACUAAGACACAAGCAUUUGGUGUCCUUGAUUGGGUUCUGUGAGGAGCAGAAUGAGAUGUGCCUUGUUUAUGACUACAUGGCUCGCGGCACCCUAAGGGAGCAUCUAUACAAGAGCAGCAAAUCUCUGUCUACUUUGUCGUGGAAACAAAGGUUGGAGAUUUGCAUUGGAGCUGCAAGAGGGCUUCACUACCUUCACACUGGGGCCAAAUACACCAUCAUCCAUAGGGAUGUCAAGUCAACUAACAUUCUAUUGGAUGAAAGUUGGACUGCCAAGGUUUCAGAUUUCGGGUUAUCAAAAACAGGUCCGGACAUGAAAAAUGGGCAUGUUAGUACAGUGGUGAAGGGAAGCUUCGGAUAUUUGGACCCUGAAUAUUUCAGGAGACAACAGCUGACCGAGAAGUCUGAUGUGUAUUCAUUUGGAGUGGUCUUGUUCGAGGUUCUAUGCGCAAGGCCGGUUUUGAAUGCUAACCUUCCAAAGGAGCAAGUGUCUCUUGCGGAUUGGGCUUUGAGCUGCAAAAGAAAGGGGACGUUGGAGGAUAUUAUUGACCCGCGUCUGAAAGGAAAGAUCAACCCAGAAAGUUUGAGCAAGUUUGCAGACACAGCAGAGAAGUGUUUGAGUGAUCAUGGGCUUGCCCGACCCUCGAUGAAUGAUCUGUUGUGGAAUCUAGAACUUGCUCUUAACCUCCAACAAAGCACAAAUGGAUCGAAUAACUCUUGGGAGGAAAGCGAGCUUCAAGGGGCGUGUUUGCGAGACAAUGACGUGGCAAAGCUUAUCCGUACAGGUGAGCAUGAGGCAGGCCAAGAUUCUGCUGAUACUUCACAAGUUAUCUUCUCACAAAUCGUCAAUCCUACGGGACGAUGA
This is a messenger RNA of Neltuma alba, 2565 nucleotides long. Its product is annotated as receptor-like protein kinase ANXUR1. The transcript is spliced from 2 exons. Lineage: Eukaryota; Viridiplantae; Streptophyta; Magnoliopsida; Fabales; Fabaceae. Gene Ontology annotation, molecular function: ATP binding; transmembrane receptor protein tyrosine kinase activity. Gene Ontology annotation, biological process: protein phosphorylation. Bases 1 to 2565 code for a protein of 854 amino acids. The record is from RefSeq and is a predicted model, not a curated record.